AUGAAUUCGUUAGGUGAUACGGAUAUAGGUGGUUCUGGAGCCAGUAGUUCAUUCAGUCGUAUUGGAAUGUAUACUCAACAUAUACUUGAUCGAGUCACACCAUUUGUUAGUCUUCGAUGGAUAACUAAUUUUAUAUUAUUAAUUAUAUUUUUUCUGCGUAUUUUUUUUGCACAAGGUUUUUAUAUUAUCGCUUAUGGCCUUGGAAUAUUUUUACUUAA
Messenger RNA from Adineta steineri, 218 nucleotides. The record is from the annotation of a GenBank genome assembly. Lineage: Eukaryota; Metazoa; Rotifera; Eurotatoria; Adinetida; Adinetidae.